AUGUGUGGAGGGCUGAAGGCGGAUCUGUUUGUUAGGUACAAACAAAUGGAAAGAAAGCUCAGGCUCCUGGAGAUAAGAGAGGCCUAUGUGCGCAAGGAGAUUGAGACCCUGAAAAGGGAGGAGAGGCAUGGGAAAGAGGAGCUGGACAGGGUGAAGAGUGUUCCGCUGAUAAUGGGGCAGUUUCUGGAGCCCAUUGACAACUCGACUGCGAUUGUGGGGUCGACUGCGGGAAGCAACUUUGUUGUCAGGAUACUGUCUACUGUCGACCGGGAGCUUCUGAGGCCAAACACUACUGUUGCGCUGCACAGACACUCAAGCGCAAUUGUGGAUGUGCUUCCGCCUGAGGUUGACAGCACGAUUCCUGUGAUGGGGGAGGAGGAGAAGCCGGAUGUGACGUAUGCAGAUGUAGGGGGGCUUGAUGUGCAGAAGCAGGAGAUAAGGGAGACUGUUGAGCUUCCGCUGCUACAGUCUGAGCUCUACAAGCAGAUAGGGAUUGACCCGCCGCAGGGUGUGCUGCUCUACGGGCCGCCUGGAACUGGGAAGACCAUGCUUGUGAAGGCUGUGGCAAACCACACGAAGGCCACGUUCAUAAAGGUCAAUGGGUCUGAGUUUGUGCAGAAGUAUCUUGGGGAAGGGCCUCGGAUGGUGAGGGAUGUGUUCCGGCUGGCAAGGGAGAAGGCGCCGUCGAUUGUGUUUAUCGACGAAGUGGACUCCAUUGCAACAAAGCGAUUUGAUGCAUCGACAUCUGCAGACAGAGAGGUCCAGCGAGUGCUCAUAGAGCUUCUGAACCAGAUGGACGGGUUUGACCAGGCAACGAAUGUCAAGGUGAUUAUGGCGACGAACAGGGCGGACACGAUUGACCCUGCACUGCUCAGGCCUGGGCGCUUGGACAGGAAGAUAGAGUUUCCGCUCCCGGAUAGAAGGCAGAAGAGGCUUGUGUUUAAUGCAAUUACAUCGAAGAUGAGUCUGAAGGACGAUGUGGACAUUGAGAGUCUUGUGUGCAGGCCCGAGAGGAUAAGCUGUGCAGACAUCAACUCGAUCUGCCAGGAGGCAGGGAUGCUUGCUGUCCGCGCCAGCCGGUACAUGGUUACACAGAGAGACUUUGAGGAGGCAUACUCGAAGGUUGUUGAAAGAAGCGACACACAGCCUGCAUUCUAUAAUUAA
Molecule: messenger RNA, 1164 nt
Organism: Encephalitozoon hellem ATCC 50504
Lineage: Eukaryota; Fungi; Microsporidia; Unikaryonidae
Product: ATP-dependent 26S proteasome regulatory subunit
Exons: 1
Coding region: 1-1164 (387 amino acids)
Biological process (GO): proteasome-mediated ubiquitin-dependent protein catabolic process
Cellular component (GO): proteasome regulatory particle, base subcomplex
Molecular function (GO): ATP binding; ATP hydrolysis activity; proteasome-activating activity
Source: RefSeq, a predicted model, not a curated record